Lytechinus pictus (painted urchin) is the source of this 5771-nucleotide messenger RNA. RefSeq names its product 5'-AMP-activated protein kinase subunit gamma-1-like. Gene Ontology annotation, molecular function: protein kinase regulator activity; AMP binding; protein kinase binding. Bases 2213 to 3304 code for a protein of 363 amino acids. The record is from RefSeq and is a predicted model, not a curated record. Gene Ontology annotation, cellular component: nucleotide-activated protein kinase complex; nucleus; cytoplasm. The transcript has 14 exons. Lineage: Eukaryota; Metazoa; Echinodermata; Echinoidea; Temnopleuroida; Toxopneustidae. Gene Ontology annotation, biological process: regulation of catalytic activity; protein phosphorylation.
GCAUAGUAUCAGAUUAUAACCCAGGCAGGCUCAAUAAACGAUCCGGCAGGGAUCCAUUGAAUUUGCCCAUUGGACUGGCAAGCAGGUCAUAUGUAGUGUGAGAUCAAUGCCAAGCAUUGGUAUUGUCAGUGCCGUGCAUCACGGCUGGAAUCCCAAUACUGGUUCUGUAUUAUGUUUUCAUAGGCUGUACGCCAUCGCAAAGCACAGGCAAUAUUGGCUUGUUGGUGGAUAUGGUAAAUUGAGUAUGCUCACGAUUGAAGUGCCAGGGAAGGACUCGAAGCUUAUAGCAUUGUUAGCAAGGAGAUGGUAGUGGUGGUGUAUGCACGUAGCCUACCGGAACCGGGUCAGUUCAGGCUUUGGGAUUGCUGAAGCCUUGUCACCGUAGUAUAAUUCUGGUUGACAUCACUCGCUCGCGCCGGCUGCUACGUCUCAUUGUUACACCCAGCUAUACUAGGAAAUUCAACCGAUAGGAGAGGAAUACAGGUCUUCAUCUAUGCUUAUUUUGGAGUAUAUAUCAUAGCUUAUUAAUGUUUGUGUGUAUUACCGGCAACCAGGAAGUAACAUUUUGUACUACUAUCUACCCAUGAGUAUGAUCUAGCGAUUAAUUGAUCUAGGUCAGACAGCAUUGCUUGUUUAAUUAACGAGGAAAGAUUAUCUCCUUGAAGGGUGGUAUUUUUACUAUUGCACCCUUCAACAGGCAAUAUAAUGUGGAUAUUGACUGUAAGCUGUUCCAGUGUACUUUUGUUCCAUUGAUAAGCUGAGGUUAGAUGUUGUUGCACAAGGAACAGGUUUAUCUCGUGGUGAUAUUACAUUGUCAUUAAUUAUUAAGGUGUGAUAUUCUGACUAUUGAACCCUUCAACAGGCAAUAAAACAUGAAUAUUGACUAAAGUUUUUUUUUAGCGCUUGAUCCAUUGAUUAUCGGAUCGAGGUCCAGCUUUAUUUGCUUACUGCAUAAUAGCAAGGACAUACAUGUAUUCACCCCAUGAGGACAUUUCAUCAUCAUUGAAGUGCAAUAUUGUAACUAUUGAACUCCCUCAACUGACAAUAUGAUGUGAUUAUUGACUGUUUGGUUUUCCAGAAUAUAUUCCAUUGAUUGUCAGAGGUCAGACCGUACUGGUAGCUGCAUAACAAGGACAAGUUUAUCUCAGGAUUGUAAUAAGUUAUGUGAUAUUUUGUAAAAUUUAACUCUCCAACUGGGCAGUAGUUUCUUCACAUUGACUGUGGGUCUGUGAGCUAAUUAUAUUCCUCCUUUGAAAAUAUCCAAGAGUGCUUGCCAGAGGUAUAUUGUAUUAUAUUACUUCCCACUCCUGAAGGUUAGCUCAUCACCCCAAGCUCAGGUAAAUCCUUGCUUUUUAUUGGUUGAAAUACAUGUACCCUGGUACCUGUACACUGAGGUCGACCUCAUCGAGUUCAUGCUUGUACAUGCGCAAGAUUCAUUCAUUACAAAACGGAAACACCAACUCAUUAGGAUUCCUGGCUGUUGCCAGCUCACAUUGAGACAGUCAGCAGUGAAAUUGAUUGAUCACCGAGCGCAUGAAUUAUCUUGUGGGAAUACACUGGAGUUUCGAUUAGCAUGAAACUUAUUUUAAUUUCUUCGGAAUUGAAAUAUCAAGUGAAAAGCACAAUUGUUUUGAGGAAAGAAUAUCUCUACAAACUUGACGUAGUGAAGAGACUUUUUUUGCUGUGCAUUCAUGAAAACAUAUUUGAUCAUAAUACAUUGUUGAUGUAGGUAAACUGUUAUUGGUGGAAUUAUGCAUGAAUGGUAGCUUUACAAAUAAUGAUAGAGCAGUGAUAUUUGAGAAUCAAGUACUUUGGAAUAAAUCCAUAUAUCAGCAUUCUGCCUCACCGCACUUUGCCGUCAGCUGUGUGGAAGGUACCAGGCUCUUUAACAUUUUGAUUUUGAUUGUCCUUGGAGCUGGAAGCAUCUCACAUUACCAGAACAUUCAUUCUAAUCACUUCAGACAACGCGGCUUUACAUGCUCGUUGUCUUGCUCUUAUAUUCUGAUUCUCAUUAUGGUUGCCAUGGAAACAGUGCUCUAGAGAGCUAUUCAGAUAACUCUUUGGUAUUAGAGUCUACUGCGACACCUCGCUGUUUACAUUUCUACUGCUAUCGCCAGACACAAUCAGAGAGUUUGGGGUGCAUUAGAGGAUUGCCGCUCCCAAUAGAAUAAGUCUUUUCUUGCGGAAGUGAUUUGACGGAUAACUUGCCGAGAUGAUUGAUAUCGAAGAGGCGAUGGAUGCGGACAUGGAGGAGAAUCCAGAAGAUAAGAUAAAGACUUUGGAGCCUCUUAGAGUUCGAUCCUACUCCGAGUCCUAUGUUAAAAAGAAAGAGGAGGAAGACAUGACCUUUGUGCGGUUCAUGAAGAAUCACAAAUGCUACGAGAUCAUCCCCACCAGCUCCAAACUAGUCGUCUUCGAUGCAGAGUUAUUGGUAAAGAAGGCUUUCUAUGCUUUGGUGUACAAUGGCGUCAGAGCGGCUCCGCUAUGGGACAGCACAAAACAAGACUUUGUGGGUAUGCUGACAAUAACAGAUUUCAUCAACAUCCUUCAGUACUAUUACAAAUCACCAUUGGUUAAAAUGGAUGAGUUAGAAGAGCACAAGAUAGCAACAUGGCGAGAGGUGUUAAAGGAGAAAGCCAGACCGCUUGUAUGGAUCAAUCCAGACCAAAGUUUGUUUGAAGCUGUUAAGAUGUUGAUUCAACAGAAGAUCCACAGGUUACCUGUUAUAGACCAAGCCACAGGAAACGUCAUCUACAUCCUAACUCACAAACGGAUACUCAAGUUCCUUGCUCUGCUGCAAAAAACUGAAAUAAAGAGCCCAUCUUUCCUGAAGAAGACACUGAAAGAACUCAACAUUGGGACAUACAACAACAUCGCCACUGCCCGACCAGAUACACCUCUGAUAACAGCUCUCAGUAUGUUCAUCAAUAAGAGGGUAUCAGCCUUGCCUAUCGUUGAUGAGAACAACAAGAUUGUUGACAUCUAUGCCAAGUUUGAUGUCAUCAAUCUUGCCGCUGAGAAGACGUAUAAUAAUCUAGACAUCACAAUCCAACAAGCUCUACAGUUCCGACAGACGUACUUUGAAGGUGUGAGUACUUGCAAAGCUACGGAGACGUUAGAAACAAUCAUGGAUAGGAUCAUCAAAGCUGGGGUCCAUAGGUUAGUUGUGACCGACGAUGAGAAGCAUGUAAUAGGUAUCAUCUCACUCUCAGACAUCCUCAAUAGUUUAGUGCUCAAACCAGCGGGUGUACCCAGUAGAAAGAGCAGCUCAUCUUCAUCAACACAGGGGUCACCACGGGUAUAGCAAGGUCACCUGCAGAGGGCGGUAUAUAAGAAGUACUAGCAUUUAGGUAUCGCUUCCAACCUUCCUCAUGGAUCUUAUCAAAGAAGGUUUUGUGUUCAAAGAGAACCAGUAAGGACACUGAGGGAUGGUGACUCCGGCAAAGGUUUGCCUGACAUGGCAUCCUGUUCUCUUACAGGUCAUGCGAGGCCACACUCUCCAUUGGUCUAUUACCAUUUGGUCCUUUAGACAGUUUGUCAGACUCUUUGUGGUCUGACUUACGAUGUCUCCAGCCAGUUUGUCUACUUGCCAUGCUGUCUAUUUUGCUACCCCAUUCAUACGCUUUGACUAAUUUCACUUGAACAAAGAAAAACUGGUUAUUUGACCAAGAAGUAUUAUACCAAGUGAUGAGGGUUAGUGCCAGUUAAAAAAAAAAUGUGAAGCAAAAGGUUUGGCCCAAAUGAUGAAAGACCAGUUGAAAAAUUGACCAAGUGAGGUUAAGCCAUGUGUGAAAAAGCCUUCAACCACCCAAGUUGUUCCGUGAUAUAUUUUCACCAUCUUAUUUCACUGUCAACACUUUGUUAUGAAAUAAUAAAUUGUAUUUUAUUUUUAUUGAAGAAUAAUUAUAGAAUCGCUCAAAGCACACUGUUGAGUAAAAAUUAUUUUUAGUUUUGUUUACAGAACCUUAGGCAAUAUAUCAUUCACUGGCACGUGUGUACUGAGUUACUUGUUUGUGUAUUAUUGGCUUUUCAAAAGCAACAUUUCAGACAAGAAUUGAAAUGACCUUUAAGCCUACAUCUAUUGUAGGCUAUUCCAGAAUCGCAAACUCUCCAUGUGUAGAUAAUUGGUAAAUGUCACUGCAUUGCUUUAGAUUUUUUUAUUAAUUCGAUAUCACAUUGUGCUAGUCUUGGUUGUAUAGUGAAAAUGUUCUUCUGCAAGCUCAAAAUGGCACUUUUGCCUGGAAUGUGUCCAUGGGCCCCUUGGUCAGCGUUGGACCAACUGAUUGUGGACAUUGGAUCCAACAUCAGGGGUCAUGAGACGAAUGAGCUUUGUGGUGUGCAAAUGCAAUCUAAGCUACAUUGGGGAAGGAUAGAGCCCUGGUAAUGUCAUCAGAUGGUGACUUAGUGGGGGUCCCAGACUUUAAUAUUCACAUCUGAGUGGUACGUCUCUAAAAGCUCAUCCACACACACUCACCAGUACAGAGCAUUUACCAAUGCGAUGUGUGACACUGAAAAUUUUACCAAUUCUGUGGAUUCGCAAUAUGGUGCGCCAUCUAUCGGUUGCAGAGGACAGGCCGAAAUUUGCAAUGCAUCAUGGGAAAAAGUGUACAUGUGUUGCGCGUGCUAGUACCAAAGUGAAUGCAUGCAUGCGAUUAUUCAGAGCUCGACUGAAUAUGCUGUUUACUAGGGUACAGGAGGUAGGAGAUAAAUUUGCCUGCAUAUUUCUUUGCAAAAUUUAGACCGUUUUGGGUGUGAAUUCUUGCCAUAUGGUUUUCACUUUUGAAGCACCAGCACUGUGCGCUGCCUGCGCCUGCGCGCGAUGUUGACCACAAAGUUAGAAAUUUGGCCUGUUCACUGCAACCGAUAGAUGGAGCACUAUUUUGUGAAUCCACUGAAUUCUGAUCAGACUUGAAUGAGCAAAUAUUAAAAUUUCCAAGUUCACCCAGUUGCCAAAGAAUGUUACCCAAUCUGAUGAGACUGAGAGAUGAAAGGAAAGGGGAACUGAUGUACAUUAGAGAGCAAACUUAGUGUGGAUCUGAUUUUUUUUUUUCACUGGAAUUUGUUUUAUCUUAUUUCUUGAAGUUAAUCUGUAGGCCAUGAAAUAAUCUCAGGAAUAUUUAAUUUCAAGGGUCCAUUUGCUUUAAAUUAUUUAACAUCCUGAUGAAUUGAUCAUUGAUCUGUAUUUCUUAUGCUAAAAAACAAAGCUUAGAAGGUUUUCAAAGAUGUUUAUGAAUUUAUGCAUGGGUACGCUGAUGUUGUAAUUGACACCCAAACAGUCCAUGAUUAUCAAAAUUAGACUUGGAUCUAUAAUUACAGUAUAUGCAAAAUCCUGUGAAUUGUGAUGGGUAUGUUCUACCUACCUAAAAAUAAAACAUCUUACCACACUUAUAUCAAAGAUCAUAUGUAAUAAUUAUAUUAACUCCUUAUUCAUAUUUCAAAUUGGAACAUCCUGUCAAUUCAUUUUAUCAUAAUUUUCGUUUCUAUUUCCUCUGGUUUUACAAGGAACAGAGACUUAUUUUACCAUCUUUUUUGUUUCAUUGCAAUAAUUUCUAUUUUUAACUCAUUUUUGUGAAGUGAUUGCGAUUGCUUACGUUACUUGUUAUUUCAUUUAUUUUUUUUCCUUUUUUGCCAAACUGUAUAAAUGUAUAUAGAAAGUGAAAUGAGAUAAUUUGUAGAUCAGUGUUUUUGAAAUAUUUAAUAUUGACACCACUGCAGAUCACUGGAUUAUUUUGUCGCUUGGUUUCUUGCAGAUGUUAAUUAAGUACAUCACU